AUGGACUCCACUUUGUACAGCUAUGAUGAUUACUAUGACUUUACCUUGGACAGCUACUAUAAUGAUUACUAUGAGGAUGAAUUCCUUGACUCAACCCCGUACACCUAUGAUUAUGACUACGAUGAACUCUGCAACAAAACAGGUGUCAUCCAGUUUGGAGCGAUCUUCACUCCAGUGUUUUUCUCCAUUGUGGUGAUCCUCAGCAUCUUUAGCAACAUCCUGGUCCUCGUGGUGCUGGUCAAGUUUGAGAAUUUGAAAUCCCUCAUCAACACCUUCAUCCUGAAUCUGGCUGUAUCAGAUCUCUUCUUCACAGCUUCUCUGCCCUUCUGGGCUGACUACAACAUGCACGGAUGGACCUUAGGGGAGCAUGCAUGCAAAAUAGUGAACUUUAUCUUCUGCCUUGGAUUCUACAGCAGCGGUAUCCUCCUCAUCCUGAUGACUGCUCACUGUUAUGGAUCCAUUCUAAAGCCUCUGUCUGACAUUAUUUCAACUGCAGGUUUUUACAGUAUUGAAGCAUCUGUGAUCAUUUGGGUAGUUAGCAUCCUGGUUUCCAGUCUAGCCUUCGCUGCCAGCAAAGUUGCAGAGUCAAAGUACUGUGUAUAUGCAGAUUCUUUUGGAGCUUGUGGGGAAUCUACCAGCAAAACGUCCUCUUUAUAAUUACCUCAGUGGUAUUCACGUUGUGCUGCACUCAUAUUAUGUGCAGGUUGCUUCAUCCUGUGCAAAGAAGACGAAACAAAACUUUGAAACUAAUUUUUAUUCUCAUGGUUGUUUUCCUUGUAGGAUGGGUACCUUACAAUGUAGUGAUAUUUCUGCAGUCAUUUUCCUACUGGCCGAGAGAAAGUGACUCAUUAGA
This is a messenger RNA of Oreochromis aureus, 853 nucleotides long. RefSeq names its product C-C chemokine receptor type 4-like. Gene Ontology annotation, biological process: immune response; chemotaxis; G protein-coupled receptor signaling pathway. The transcript has 2 exons. NCBI's taxonomy places the organism in Eukaryota, Metazoa, Chordata, Actinopteri, Cichliformes, Cichlidae. Gene Ontology annotation, molecular function: chemokine receptor activity. The record is from RefSeq and is a predicted model, not a curated record. Gene Ontology annotation, cellular component: membrane. The coding region runs from base 1 to 657 and encodes 218 amino acids.